AUGAUGGAAAGAGAUACAGGCCGACCAUGUGGAUUUGGGUUCAUUACUUAUUCUGAUCGUCGGGGAAUGGAAGAUGCUAUCCGGGAGAUGCAUGGACAGGAGUUUGGUGAUCGGGUAAUCUCAGUGAACAAGGCCGAACCCAAAAUGGGAGAAGAUUUAGACCAUGGUUAUAGGGGAGAAGGCUACUCAUCUGGUGGCAGAGGAGGCUAUGGAGGAGGAGACAGGUCUGCUGGGCAAGAUGACAGUUACAAGUGUGGGCGCCCAGGGCAUUGGGCAAGGGACUGCCCUUUAGCAGGUGGUGAUCGAGGUCGGGGUGGUGGUUCAUUUUCUUCACGGUCUAGAUUCGGAGGGUCUGGUGGCCGUGGGGAUCGCUAUUUGGAUGAUCGAUAUGAUGGAGGUAGGGACCGGUUUGACAGCAGAGACAACAAAUAUGGGAGCCGUGAUCAUCGCUCUGUUGGUGACAGGUACCCUCCUGGUGGAGAUCGUUUUGCAAGUGAUAGGUAUGGUGGCUCAGAUCGUUACGCUCAAAAUGGUAGCUCACGCGGGGCCAAUGAAGGUAUGGAAGUGGAGGAGGAUCAGCAAGGACGAGGGAAGAAGUUACAGGAACAGACCAGGACCUUAUGAACGCCCCGAUA
Juglans regia (Persian walnut) is the source of this 635-nucleotide messenger RNA. Its product is annotated as glycine-rich RNA-binding protein RZ1C-like. The record is from RefSeq and is a predicted model, not a curated record. The transcript has 2 exons. NCBI's taxonomy places the organism in Eukaryota, Viridiplantae, Streptophyta, Magnoliopsida, Fagales, Juglandaceae. Gene Ontology annotation, molecular function: RNA binding; zinc ion binding. Bases 1 to 624 code for a protein of 207 amino acids.